This is a messenger RNA of Magnusiomyces paraingens, 2505 nucleotides long. RefSeq lists its product as uncharacterized. The transcript has 2 exons. The coding region runs from base 1 to 2505 and encodes 834 amino acids. Gene Ontology annotation, biological process: maturation of LSU-rRNA from tricistronic rRNA transcript (SSU-rRNA, 5.8S rRNA, LSU-rRNA); maturation of 5.8S rRNA from tricistronic rRNA transcript (SSU-rRNA, 5.8S rRNA, LSU-rRNA); rRNA methylation. Gene Ontology annotation, molecular function: rRNA (guanine) methyltransferase activity; rRNA (uridine-2'-O-ribose)-methyltransferase activity. The record is from RefSeq and is a predicted model, not a curated record. Gene Ontology annotation, cellular component: nucleolus; nucleus; preribosome, large subunit precursor. NCBI's taxonomy places the organism in Eukaryota, Fungi, Ascomycota, Dipodascomycetes, Dipodascales, Dipodascaceae.
AUGGGUAAAGCUCAGAAGAAACACGGAAAAGGUCGUUUAGAUAAAUACUACCGAACGGCCAAGGAGAAGGGUUAUCGUGCUCGUUCUUCGUUCAAAAUCAUUCAAAUUAACGACAAGUUUGGUCACUUUUUAGAAAAGUCACGAUGCGUUAUUGACUUGUGUGCUGCCCCUGGUUCAUGGUGUCAGGUUGCUGCCGAGAGAUGCCCUGCAAAUUCACUUAUUAUUGGUGUCGAUUUGGAUCGCAUCAAACCUAUUCCUAACGUCAUUACUUUCCAGUCAGAUAUCACCACUGAGCACUGCAGAUCCGAGCUCCGUGCUUAUAUGAAGACUUGGAAGGCCGAUGCUGUUUUACACGAUGGUGCUCCUAACGUCGGUAAGGACUGGUCUCAGGAUGCAUUCACCCAGUCCGAGCUUGUGUUGCAAUCUUUGAAACUGGCUAUUGAGUUUUUGAGACCCAAUGGUAUUUUUGUCACCAAGGUUUUCAGAUCUAAGGAUUACAACAAGCUUAUGUGGAUUUUCCAGCAGUUUUUUGAAAAGGUUGAAGCCACCAAGCCUCCUUCUUCAAGAAAUGUUUCUGCUGAAAUUUUCGUUGUUUGCCGCAACUUUAAGGCCCCCAAGAAAAUCGAUCCCAAGCUUCUUGAUUCCUCCUAUGUCUUUGAGGAUAUCCAGCAAGUUAACAAUGAGAGUUUUGAGAAGCUUUUGAAUCCUGAGAAAAAGAAGCGCAAGCGUGAAGGUUACGAGGAGGGCGACUACACACAGUUUCACGAUGUUUCUGUGAUGGAAUACAUUAAGACCAAAGAUCCUGUUCAACUGUUAGGCACCAAGAGUGCUUUUUCUUUUGACAAGAAAGAUCCUGAGCUGAAACCAGUUCGUGAUCUUGAAUCAACCACUCCUGAGUUGCUGGAGUGCAUGAAGGAUUUGAAGGUUCUUGGUCGACGAGAGUUCCGUCUACUUCUUAAGUGGAGAAAGGAGGCCAGAAAGGCAAUUGGUCUUGACGCUAAGCCUGAGGAUGAGGAGGCCAAGGCAGAAGAGCCUGAGGUUGAUGAGGAAACCCGCAUCGAUAAUGAGCUGGAAAAUCUUAAGGAGAAGGCCCAACAAAAGCAAAAACGCGAGAAGCGAAAGCUGAAUGAGAAGAAGCAAAAGGAAAUUGUCAAGAUGCAACUCGACAUGGUUUCUGAUAUGCGUAUGGGUACAGAAGUUGAUGAUCAGGGCAAGUCUCUUUUCGAUUUAACUGCAGCUGAAAGAACAGGAAAGAUCCCAACACUGUUAAAGGGAAAGAAGGCUCUGCUGGACUCAGAGGAGACCCGUGAUGACUUGGAGGUUGCCGGUAUUGAAAAAGCCAGUGACCUUGCUCAGUUCCAAUACGACGAUCGAUCCGACGCUGAGGUUGUGGACGAUAUGGAGGAUGAGAUGGAUGCUAUGUACGAGGAGUUUAAGGAACGUCAGGCACAAAAGAGCUCAGCUUAUAGAUCUAAAAAGGCUAGAGAAUCUGGUUAUGAUGAGGAGUGGUACGGUAUUAAGGAAAAUGGCAGCGAUGAUGAUGAUGACGAUAAAGAUGGUGUGAGACUUGAGGAUGACUCUGAUGAAGAAGACUUUGAGUCUGAUGAAGAGGGUUACUCUAAGAAUAUUAUCAAUACUUUAAAACCAAAGACUACUGCAAGCGGUUUGAGUAGCAAAGCUGCACUGUUUUUCACUGAUCCUUUGUUUAGAGAUGUUGAUUUGACUGCGUCUUCAGAAGCUCCUUCUAAAAAGACAAGCUCCAAGGGUGGAGAUGAAGACCAGGAGGAUGAUGAUGAUGAGGGUCAAGAGCAAGGAGAGCAAGAAGAUGAUGAGGAGAGUGAAGAUGAGAUUGACUAUCUUUCUGAUAGCGAUGAUGAAAAAGAUCAAGAAGGAAAGGAAUGGGAUGAAGGUGAUGAAGAAGAGGGGUCUCCUGCUCCUGAAAUCGUUACUGCCCAGGCCAUGACUAUUGCUCAUGAUCUUGCAUUGGGCAACAUCAACAAGCAUAGACUUAUUGAUGAGGGUUUCAACAGAUAUGCAUUCCGUGACAGAGAUGGUCUGCCAGAGUGGUUCCUUGAGGAUGAGGAGAAACACAACCGAGUUCUCAAGCCUGUGACUAAAGAGGCUGCGGAAGCUGUCAAGGCCAAGCUCAAGGCUCUGAAUGCACGACCCAUCAAGAAGAUUGCUGAGGCUAAGGCCCGCAAGCAAAUGCGACGCGUCAAGCGUCUGGAGAAGCUGCGCAAGAAGACUGAUCUUAUUAAUGAGGAUGACGCAUUGUCUGAACGUGAUAAGGCUGACGAGAUUUCCAAGCUGACCAAGAAGCUGGCUACUUCUAAAAAGAACAAGAAGUCUGAUAAGCCUAAGGUUAAACUUGUUGUGGCCAAGGGUGGUAACCGUGGUCUCAAGGGCCGACCUAAGGGUAUCAAGGGCAAGUAUAAGAUGGUGGAUGGUACACUCAAGAAGGAGCAGCGUGCACUGAAGCGUAUUCAGAAGAGCCGCAAGAAAUAA